Venustampulla echinocandica is the source of this 981-nucleotide messenger RNA. RefSeq lists its product as uncharacterized. Lineage: Eukaryota; Fungi; Ascomycota; Leotiomycetes; Helotiales; Pleuroascaceae. Bases 1 to 981 code for a protein of 326 amino acids. The record is from RefSeq and is a predicted model, not a curated record. The transcript is spliced from 2 exons.
AUGUCCAAUCUUGCAGGCGACGUCAAUGGCUUGAUUGGUGUAGCUGAACCUAUCAAAUUCACCUUCAUCGUUCGCCGAGACGAGGGUGAAGGCAUUUGGCGUAGGCAGUUCAAGCCUAAGAUGGAAGCCGAUAAGGAGGAGCAUCCCAUGAAGCGUUGGAUCAAGGACUCCCCUACCGCAAACACCUUGCUUCGAGGGAACAUAUUCAAAGCCUAUGAGGGCCCAACCCUCCCAGAGCCGGGUUUCAUCGUCUCGAGAACCGCAACUUGGCAAGACCAGUUGCAAAUGCAAGUUCGCCACGUCUAUGCUGCAGAUCUUGAGAACCAGUUCGCAAAAUGCACCGAAGAGGAAUGCAAUCGUCUGGGAAUCAAGGAUGUUUUCAUUAUCAGAGUCGGCUCUCUAGGCAUUGAGCGGUCAAAAUAUACCUCAAAGACGCUUCCCAAGCUUGUCUUGGACAAUAUGCGGCAAGUUGAGAACGAUGAUGCACUCAAAUUUAUCUCUCAUAAGUACCUUCACGAUUUGGGUAUGACCGCCGACAAAUCUCGCAAGUCGGGUGAUAAGCGUUUCACCAAUAGGUGUCAGAACAUAUCCUUACAUGAAGCUAUGUGGAACAAGUUCGAGGCCGAGAAGUACACCAAUGAUGAUUACGCAAAUCUGUAUACCACGUUGCACAGUGUGGUAAGGUGCCCCCACGACGACACUAUAAAUAUCUCCGACAUCAAUCCCAUUGUGAAGAUCCUUAUGAUCGACACCCUUCUCCUCGCCCAAGUCAUCUGUCUCACAUCUGCCCAAGCCAUUCGUUUCACGUUUCACACAUUAGUUCCCGAGUUUACAUUCCUGAUACUUGACGACGGAGCAAAGAGACGUGCAGACGUUACCAUGGCUAUCUGCGGCGCUUUCAAGUACCGGGUAGUCUUCGAGAACGGUGAUAUCAAGCAGCUAGGAACAUAUGCCGCAUCCGCGGACAACAAGGAGUUCUAG